Oreochromis niloticus (Nile tilapia) is the source of this 2707-nucleotide messenger RNA. Its product is annotated as scavenger receptor cysteine-rich type 1 protein M130. Gene Ontology annotation, biological process: zymogen activation. The record is from RefSeq and is a predicted model, not a curated record. NCBI's taxonomy places the organism in Eukaryota, Metazoa, Chordata, Actinopteri, Cichliformes, Cichlidae. Gene Ontology annotation, cellular component: plasma membrane. Bases 224 to 2470 code for a protein of 748 amino acids. The transcript is spliced from 11 exons. Gene Ontology annotation, molecular function: serine-type endopeptidase activity.
UCCCAGUCAGAUCAGCACACACGUGCAGCUUCUGGUCUGCGGUCAAGUCACAGCAACAGAAAGAAGACCAUUAACAGAAACAUGGCUGACAGGAAAAGGUCAAUGUGUGCCAGAGAUCUGAGAGAUUCAUCGAAACCAGACAGAGAGGCUUGAAGCUCCGCCUCAUCCUGUGUCAGGUAUUAAAGUAAAGUACAUGUGAUGAUCAGAGCAGAGAGACGUUGACAUGGACAUGAAUCCCCUGCUGCUGCUGACGCUGCUGAUGCUGUGGAGCUCAGGACUCCAGGCUGAAGUAAAACACAAUUCAACAGAGUUUGUGAGGUUGGUGGGAGGAGCCAGUCGCUGUGCAGGCACACUGGAGCUGAAGCAUCAGGGAGAAUGGAGACGAGCUACUAGUGGAGAUGUAGUGGACUACUUUGAAAUGAAGGAAGCAGAUGCUUUCUGUCAAGACCUGAACUGUGGCUCUGCUGUUUCUUUACGAAAGAGACAGGUGUCAUCCCAAUCUUUGUGGCUAGUCAUAGUUGGAUGUCGACCUUUUGAUUAUGAUUCGCGAAGAUGUGUAAUGUCAUGGAACGCUUCUUCGGUUCUGGAGCUCACCUGUUCAGACUCUGUGAGGCUGCUGAAUGGGACCAGUCUGUGUUCAGGCAGACUGGAGGUCAACUACAACCAGUCUAACCAGUCCAAGCAGAGCUGGACCUCCGUGUGUGAAGCUGAUUUUGACCAGCAGGAUGCAGAGGUGGUCUGUAGGGAGCUUGGCUGCGGGCCUCCCUCAACCCUCCAGGGGGCGCUCUAUGGAGAUGUGGGGGCUCCAGUGUGGAGCAAAGAGUUCCAGUGUGAAGGCCAUGAGUCUGCUCUCCUGGACUGUAGGAGCUCAAACUCUACUAGAAGCAGCUGCUCACCAGGCAAAGCUGUUGGACUCACCUGCUCAGAGCCUAUCAGGUUAGUGGGAGGAGCCAGUCGCUGUGCAGGUACACUGGAAAUGAAUCUGGGAGAGUGGAGACCAGUGGCUGGAGAUAACUGGGCCCUGAGGGAAGCAGCUGUUGCCUGUAAACAGCUGGACUGUGGCUCUGCUCUUGCUAUAGAACAUAGGAAGUCCUCAGACAGACCUGUGUGGAGGAUACAAUAUGACUUUGUUCAGAGUGGAUCCCCUCUGACGGAGCUUGUAAUAUCAGUAAACUCUUCCUCCACUUUGGAUCUCACAUGCUCAGACUCUGUGAGGCUGCUGAAUGGGACCAGUCUGUGUUCAGGCAGACUGGAGGUCAACUACAACCAGUCUAACCAGUCCAAGCAGAGCUGGACCUCCAUGUGUGAAGCUGAUUUUGACCAACAGGAUGCAGAGGUGGUUUGUAGGGAGCUUGGCUGCGGGCCUCCCUCAGCCCUCCAGGGGGCGCUCUAUGGAGAUGUGGGGGCUCCAGUGUGGAGCAAAGAGUUCCAGUGUGAAGGCCAUGAGUCUGCUCUCCUGGACUGUAGGAGCUCAAACUCUCCUAGAAGCAGCUGCUCACCAGGCAAAGCUGUUGGACUCACCUGCUCAGAGCCUAUCAGGUUAGUGGGAGGAGCCAGUCGCUGUGCAGGUACACUGGAAGCGAAAAUAGGAGAGUGGAGACCAGUGGGGGGAUAUGAUUGGGCCCUGAGGGAAGCAGCUGUUGCCUGUAAACAGCUGGACUGUGGCUCUGCUCUUGCUAUAGAACAUAGGAAGUCCUCAGACAGACCUGUGUGGAGGAUACAAACUGACUUUGUUCGGAGUGGAUUUCCUCUGAGGGAGUAUGUAAUAUCAGUAAACUCUUCCUCCACUGUGGAUCUCACAUGCUCAGACUCUGUGAGGCUGCUGAAUGGGCCCAGUCUGUGUUCAGGCAGACUGGAGGUCAACUACAACCAGUCUAACCAGUCCAAGCAGAGCUGGACCUCCGUGUGUGAGGCUGAUUUUGACCAACAGGAUGCAGAGGUGGUUUGUAGGGAGCUUGGCUGCGGGCCUCCCUCAGCCCUCCAGGGGGCGCUCUAUGGAGAUGUGGGGGCUCCGGUGUGGAGCAAAGAGUUCCAGUGUGAAGGCCAUGAGUCUACUCUCCUGGACUGUAGGAGCUCAAACUCUACUAGAAACAGCUGCUCACCAGGCAAAGCUGUUGGACUCACCUGCUCAGAGCCUAUCAGGUUAGUGGGAGGAGCCAGUCACUGUGCAGGUACACUGGAAAUGAAACUGGGAGAGUGGAGACCAGUGCAUACAAUGGCCAGGACCCUGAAGGAACCAGCUGCUUUUUGCAAACAUCUGGACUGUGGCUCAGAUGUUUCUGUAAAAAAGAGAGAGUCCUCAAACACACCUGUGUGGAUUCACAGACUUUUCUGUGAACCUUCUUAUUUUUCUAUGAUGGGGUGUUUACAGUCACCAACCAUCAUCAGUGAAUCAUUUACUCCUGGUUCAGUCCUGGAGCUCACCUGCUCAGGAAAACAGGGGGCAGGUGCAGGGCAGAUGGGAGAAUAGCGGCCUGGUGGACUGUAACCUCUGUGUUGGUGCUGCUGAAGGACGGCUGGCUGAAGAAGAUGAAUCUCAGGGAGAAGGAGAGGAAGUCCAAUGAGCUCAUCUCACAGUCAGACACAUUUUCAGCUGACAAAUGAGGAACCAUCAGUUCAGAUUUGACUUUUUUCCCUUUAAACAGCCUUCAACUGUAAUGAUUCUGCAGUUUUCUUGCUGACAGCAUUAAAAUACUAAAACUAUCAA